Messenger RNA from Drosophila miranda, 4812 nucleotides. RefSeq names its product EH domain-binding protein 1-like. Lineage: Eukaryota; Metazoa; Arthropoda; Insecta; Diptera; Drosophilidae. The transcript is spliced from 13 exons. The coding region runs from base 352 to 3858 and encodes 1168 amino acids. Gene Ontology annotation, molecular function: protein binding. The record is from RefSeq and is a predicted model, not a curated record.
AAUAAGCUGUAAUUCUCUAAGAAAAGCAACAAAAACGCGACAAAAGUGACAACUAAAGGUCACAAAAAACACAGUGCAAUGGCAAAACAACAAAUACUAAACGAUACAUAGCGAGGGUGGGAGGGAGAAUUGUGCGUGUCCGUGUGUACUUCUGUUCGGGUCGAGUGUGUGUGUGUGCGUCGACUGCAGCGGUUGCAGCUGAUUUAUGACAGGACAUCAUGCACUAAGGAGACUUAAGUCGACGUCACCCACAACGAGAAUCGAAGCAGAGAUAACUUUUAUACAGAAGCCCCCACCACCCCCCUCAACAUCACAACAAAACGGUCCCACGAGGGUACCACAAGUGUCGUCAUGGGCAGCGUCUGGAAGCGUUUACAGCGCAAUUUUAAGCGAGCGGCAAAGUUCCAGUUCACCGCCUCCUACCACGACCUGCACGUAGAGACCACCGCCAAAUGGCGGCCAUCAAAUCUCUCCAUUGUGUGGACAAGAAGAUCGAGACGCGUGGUAAGUGCACCAUUACCAUGGGAGCCGGAUAUGAUGAACCCCCUGGUGGGCAAUAUAUCCUGGCCAGUGCCGGACAAUCACACCAUAUCCGUCACCCUGUUCAAGGAUCCCCGCACUCACGAGCUGGAGGAUAAGGAUUGGACCUUCGUCAUCGAAGAUGUCACGCCCAUGGGAAAGAAACGUGUGCUGGCCAGCGCCAGCAUUAAUAUGCGAAGGUACGCAAGCAUCGAAUCUACUCAGCAGAGGUUUACAUUGAGUCUUAAGGCGGUCUCGAAGAAGAUAACCGCAGCCAGCCUAGAACUAACCAUCAGCUGUGUGUUCCUCCGAGAGGGCAAGGCGACAGAUGAGGACAUGCAGAGCGUUGUCUCAAUGAUGUCGGUGAACAACAACUGUGAUGUGGCCCCGCUCGACGAUCUAGAGGAUAUACCGGACCUCGAGAAUUUCAGCGAAAUCACGGACAAUCUAUAUGAUUUCACCCAUCAACUGGAGCAGAUGACAACGAGCCUCAAUGGCUGCAUAGAUGUGGCCACGCCGCUAAGUGUACCUUCGUUAUCUGAAGAUCCCACACCAUUGGCCGAGUCCUUUAAUGAAUUGCAUUUUGAACUAGAAGCCGAUGGCGAAAGGGAAACUUCGCAUACGCUUGAAUUGCCCGCAGCUUCUGCUGCUGCUGUUGAAGAGGGUUCGAAAACGCCCAACGGAUUGCAGCCAGUGGUGGAGAGCACGCCCACCAGGGGCACAGGUGAAAUCAGGCAAACGGAUCAGCAGAAGACACCGGCAGGCUCACUGGGAUACAAUCACAGUGAGGGAUUCGCCAAGGUGAUCACGUCCACACCGCUAGAACCAAAGGCAGCCAUUGCCAAGGAGAGUGCGAAAGCAAAAAAGGGAAAGGCUCUAAACUUCGACGCGAAGGAGGAGUCUCGCCCAGUUGUCGAUCUACCGGCUGAGCCCAAGAAGGAGGAGACCGCGAAGAGCGUUAAGAACAACAGCACGGCCACUGAAGUUGCCCCACCAGAGCAGACCACAAGGAGCAGCAUUUCGAAUGCGAAACGUGCCGAGCUGCAGCCGCUGAAUCUGAAUAAGAGCUACGAGACAGUAGCCCCUGCCCCCGCCCCAACGAUUAAUGAUUCUGUCAAAUCGCAGUCGAGUGCAGUGGCCGGUGGAAUGAACAUCCUAAAGCCUGUGGAGAAGAUUGUACUAAAGGAGAACACACCCGGCCAGGAUCUGCUCGAGUGGUGCAAAGAAGUUACCAAAGACUAUCCAAAUGUAAAGGUUACAAACCUAACGACCAGCUGGCGCAACGGCAUGGCAUUCUGUGCCAUCAUCCAUCAUUUUAUCCCGGAUCUGAUCGACAUGACGAAGCUGAGUGCCCACGAUGUGGUUGGCAAUUGUCGCAUUGCCUUCGAUGCGGCCGAAUCGCUGGGCAUACCCCGUGUCAUUGAGCCGCGGGACAUGAAUCUGCUGACAGUGCCGGACAAGCUGGCUGUCAUGACAUAUCUGCACCAGUUGCGGGCGCACUUUACCGGCAAGCAGCUGCAAAUCGAACAAAUCGGUACAACCUCGGACGAGUCAAGCUACGUUAUUGGCAAUUACAAGUCGGAAAAUUUGUCGCAGAACCUCAACUUUUCGCAUCUGAAGACGCAGCUGUUGCAUCAGAAUUCCUUCGACGAUGACAUCUUUUCGUUGGACAAAGCCCAGCAGCUAUCGCCGCAGAGCAAAAAGGAUGUGAAGAACCUUAUUCUGUACAACUCAAAGAAUAUCCUGGGCAAAGUGCUGUCGCCCACAAAGGACAAAAACUCGAUCAACGCAUCGCAGCAUGCCUAUCAGUCAUGCCUGACGCCACCGCCGCCCCAGAGCCAGUUUGUGGAGGACGCCGAUGAAAGCUCAUUGAACGCUACGCAGGUGGGGGGCAAGGAGAAUGCAUCCCUAUCGGUGCUGGAUGCACACGCGGCCAAUGAGGAGCGAAAGCAGUGGUUGCGGGAGCAGGCACGUCGCCUGAUACUGGAGACCCGCACCAAGACCGGAGGCGGCGGCGGCUCUAUCGACAGUCCCACCAGCCCCACGAAGGGCAAGCGCUUUAACUUUUCGCCCGAGCGCACCAUCUCGCCCAUUCAGAAUGGCUCCGACGAUUUCUACUUCGAGAACCUGAAGAAAAUUGACGAGGCGGAGCCAGGCAGUGGGGGAAACAAGAUCAGUCCUAGUCAUAGAUUAAGCAAUGCCCUAUCCGGGGGAGUCAACAUCAAUGGCAGUCCCCUGCAAUCGUUCAAUGCGAUUGUGGACCGCAUCUCACAAAAGCACGAGAAGAGGGGCGAAAAGCUAUCCUACAUCGAGUCCGAACUGGAGGCACUGGAGCGGGAGCAGGAGGCCAUCGACCAGAAGGCCAGCAGUCUGGAGGCUAAGCUGCGCGCUGUGAUGGGCGGCAAUCCAAGUAAUAAUCGAACCAAUCGGAACGGGAACCCGUUCCUUAGGCUAAUCCGAAAUAGUAUUGGUGGUGGUGACUUAAUUCGCAUCAAGCUGCUAGAUUCCGACGAUGAGAGCUUGUUCGGUAGUAGAGCAGCAUGCAGGGCGGGCAUGGAUAAGGGCACCGGUAACGGUACCAGCGAUAGCGCCUGUAUCUCGGGCGAUGAGGUCCAGACCCUGGGCCAGACACGGCCGCGACCCCGCUCCCAUUCCUGUUUUGUCAAUGUGAAUAAAGACCAUCAUCCAUCGAACAGCCCCAACACCCAUGAAAGCCAUCAACAUCACUUGCGGCCGCGACCGCAUCAUGUGCAUCAUGUCGUGCCCUACAGUCAUCUGCUAAGCAGUUCCGCCUCGGGCAUGUCCUCCCAGCAGUCCUCCUAUGACAAUCUACCAGCGUACAGCGACGAUGAUGAUGCCCUGGCCAUGGUAGCCACAAGACAUGUGGUCUCCAUUCGGCGGCAGCAUGAUCGCCACAAGCGGCGCCACCAUCAACGGCGCUCCCGCCGCCCCCACUCUCGCGCCCAUUGCGAAACCGAGGAAACGGAGGAGCAACUGCUAUCGCAGUGGUUCACGUUGGUCAACAAAAAGAACGCACUGCUCAGGCGACAGAUGCAGUUGAACAUACUCGAACAAGAGAAAGAUCUGGAGCGGAAGUUUACAAUGCUUAAUCAGGAACUGCGAGCGGCUCAAUCUGUAGAGGACUGGCGCAAGACGGAGGUGCAGCGGGAGAAGGAGCGACUGCUGCUCGAAGAGCUGGUUACGAUUGUGGACAAGCGGGAUCAGCUGGUUCAACAUCUGCAUAAUCAGGAAAUUGCCAUUGAAGACGACCAUGAGAUAGCCAGGGAGCUGGAGCAAGUGGAUAUCAGCGGUGGGAAGGAAAAAUGUGUUCUACAAUAGAAAUCGAAAUUUUACGAAACUUGACUGGAGAUUAAUACUUAUGAGUAGUACACACACGAACCCGAACCCAAACCCUAAAGAAACACACACAAUCUUAUCUAUGUAACUAGUUAGAUAUCUAUGUAUGUUUGUAUGUUCAGUGGCACACGAUGUGGCUCUGCUCUGUGGUUCGCUGUCGAGGCGAUCGCUUGACCGAAUCGAAUCACAAAUAUGGACCGGACCAUACAUGGCCCUAGAAAAUGGCUAUAAAACAAAGCGUACUGUGGCACUACGAAAUUGCGUUUGUAUUUAAGUAAAGAGUUCAAUAAUAAAAUGAUCAAAACGUCCGUUAGCAAACUAAGUAUAACUCAAACACUGAACAGAAAGAAGGAAAAUACCCUAAAAUGCAACAAGCACUACACUACAUUGGAAAUCAGUGGAAAAAUAACGAACAAAUAUUCGUUUGAGAUUCAUUUGUAGUUCAAACGUAAUUUCAAAUCAUUCAUUUUGUUAUUCUAUUUAUUUCCUGUUUGGUGGUUGUUUGUGCCAUCCCGACGACAACAUCUGACGAUCGAUCAUCAUUCAUAACAUGAACGCUAGACGGAAGGAAAGAGAGGAGAGGAGAGGCAAUUUUUACUGUAGCAUUUACCCCCCAAUUUACAAGAAACGCUUCAUCCAAAAAUAUACAUAUGCAAACACCUACACCUACAUAAAAAUAUAUAUAUAUAUGCUCUAAGUUUAAGGCAAAGGCAAAGCGCUUUAAUAAUAAUUUAAAGGUGGCUUAUAUACUUAUAUUAUAUACUACCCUACGUUGGCUGGCCACCUCCCAAGCAAAUGUAUGUAAAAUAUAAAGAACUGUUCAAGCCGAAGGAACCGAACUACUAGCUAAUAAAGAAUAGACAACGCGCCGAUGUUGUACGAAACAAACCUAAACAAAAAACAUUUCUGAAUAAAUAUGCGUGUGCGUGCUGUUGA